AUGCAGGAGCUCAGGGAAGCAAAUAAGUUAGAAAGCGUAUUACUCUCCCUGAGAAGUCUACAAAUCACGGAGGGGAUGAUGAAUACAACGCUGGUGUUGAUUAAACCGCACGCGUGCCGAGAAAAAUUCCUUGACGUUGCGCGUGAACACUUUGACCAAUAUGGAGUUCGCACGGAUGACACGAUGCUUUUGUCUGGUUCUCAGGUUGAGCGCGGGGCCUACGUGGAGCGCCACUACAGCUCGGUGCAUGCUCUGGCUGUAUGCUCCUUGGAGGACCUGAGUGCAUUUGUGUCGGAAGAAACUGCGUCUCUUUUUUUCUCGGCAUUCGGUGAGCUGUGGGAUGCUGCAGUGGAGGAGCGGCGGGUGAUGACACCUGACGAUGCCAUGACAAUUCUUGGCCUCUCCCCAGAAGAGUUAAAUGCGCGGUGGUGUGCCUCGAAGUCAUGUGCCCGGCUUGAGUACGGUUUUUAUGUCUCUUAUUUGGAGGAGGAGCGGGUGUAUGUAGUCAACGGCUUCUACCCAAGUCUGCUGGGUUCCUUCACCGCAACCGAUAGUCAAACGUGCCUUUUUGUUCUUUCUUGGCCGGAGUCGAUGUACACGUGGAAGCAAUUCAACCUGGAGGUUCUUGGAGCGGCGAACCCCAGCGAGGCGGCGCCGACGUCUCUGCGUCGUUUGUUGUUUGAAAACUGGAGGGAAUAUGGACUGAGUGAGCAGCCGAGCCUGAUGCAUAACGGCCUGGACGCCUCCAGCGGGCCACUCGAGGCGCUGGCACAUCGCUCUGUGUGGAUGCAUCGGCGAGCCACGGAGGACGAUUUUGGACGAGCGCUUCUUCAAGAGGGGGUUUCACUUGAGUUUUUGGAACAGUUGUUGAAGAACCCCACCAUAACGUACGGUGGGGAGACCCGACCGAUUUUUGAGCUUCUGGAGGACUUGCAGAGCAGCGAGGUGAUACACCACUUGGCGGUUUUGUACGCCGCGGAGAAGUUAAAAAGAACGAACCAGGCGUCCGUUGGAUUCGGCACGAGCAACACCAUCUCGGGUGCCGCGGAAUGGACCAUUGUGCUUGACGAUGAGGAUGCUGAAGAGAGACGCAACAGAGCCUUAGUUUUUGUAAAACCGCAUGCCAACACACCUGAAACAAGGGCACUUGUGGAGGAGCGUCUCAUGCAAACCCGUGGAAUGCAAAUCGUCAGUCAACGUCACGUUUUUGGCGGUGAAAUUGCGGCACAGCAGUUGAUGUACAAACACUACCGAACCAUAGCCCGUUACGCCGUCAAGGUUUCGCCGAUGUCUAUUAAUGUAAGCACGCAGAACAGAGCCCUUUUUAAGGAAGUGUUUGGUAUUGCUUGGAAAGAAGCAGUUUGUUCUGGUCGUGUCUGGAAUGCUGAAACAGCCAUACACACUCUUGGUGAAAUCUCCGCCGUUGAGCUUUACGGGAUGUGGGGUUCAUGUACGAAGACAAUGAAAAUUGCCUCAGGAGCGUACGUGGCUCAAUUUUUAAAUGAAAAGGUUUUUGUGAUCAACGGGUUUUACCCUUAUCUGCGCGAUACGUACGGCGCUCAAGAUGCAAAGGUGACAUGCUACCUUGUUUCCUGGCCAGAGGCGUGCAUGACAUGGCGUGCGUUCCGUGAGGAGUUGAUUGGAAGCACAAAUCCCGGCAACGCACCUCCCAACAGCCUGCGCGGUCUCAUACGAGACCGGUGGCAAGAAUUGGGCCUGCAAUACCCGCCGACGACAACCGAUAACGGGGUUCACGCAUCUGCAGGGCCGUUUGAGGCGCUGCUGGAACGCCAUCUAUGGAUGCACUUACCACUCUCCCAUGAUCCUCUCACGCUGCGACUGCAGGAAUGCGGCCUAACAGGGGCUCUGUUGUACCGAUGGGCUUCCAACCCAGAGGUAAUGCUGCGCGGGAAGAAGCUCUCCGGGUGUGUGUUUGACCUCCUGGAAAACAUGCAAACCUCCGAGAUGGUGGACAUCAUGCGCGAGGCGGAGCAACAGACAAUGGCAUUGUACAAGGAAACGCCGAUGAAUCGUGCGGUGUUGAUUCUUAAGCCCUUUGCUGUGAACGAGCGCACAAUUGCGGCGGUAAAAAAAACUCUCGAGUCGGUAGGUCUGCUGGUGACGCGGGAGAUGUCCGUUUUUAGUGCUCGCAUUGUGAAGUGCUAUCUGAACUCUGCUGCGUUUUGCGCCGCGACUCGCCUUGCCGAAAUCAAUUCUUCGACUCCUCAAGAAGUUGUCAGCCCUGCCAUCAAGGACCGCUUUUGUGAGAUCUUUCACUCAACAUGGGAUUAUUGUGUGGUUGACGGAAGUCUGAUGGGUGCCACGACUGCAUGCGAGAAUUUGGGUCUCACUCCAAAAGAGCUCUUGCAGCUGUGGGAGGCGUCGAGCCCCAAGAAAGUUGGACGGGCGUGCUACAUAGCAUUCUUGAAGGCUCAAGGCGUUUUUGUCAUCAAUGGGUUUGUUCCCUUUACCCGGGAGUGCUACGGAAGGCCUGGUAGCCGAGUUUAUUUAUUUGAGUUGGAGUGGAAGGAAAGCGCAUGGACAUGGAGAGACUUUUGCGAGGUUUUGAUUGGAGAUUCUUCCAGUCCACAGAACGCUGCUCAGGGCAGCCUGCAUCGUACCUUUGCAGACGAAUGGUCGAAAUUUGGUCUGCAGCAGCAGCCAGUGUCCAGGGCGACGAGUGCGCUCUACGCGUCGGAGGGACCGUUGGAGGCUGCUGCCGACCGCGAGAUGUGGCUGGAUGUGGAUUUGCCGGAGGACUCGUUUGUACAGCAUCUGUUGCUCGACGGUGUGCCACUCUCAUUGUUGCUCCCGUACGUGCGUAACGAACAUCAUGGCGGCUCCGUUUCGCAAGGCCCCCAGCAGCAAGAGCAUGAGGGAAAUGGUUUACUAGCUGGUGCUAUACCUGAAUACACACGGAGCAUGUUGUCGAAGCAUCAGCAGAGCAGUGAGGUAGUUCGCCGGAUGAAGGCGCUCACUUCGCGUUUCCUGCGAGCCAUAAAAAUGAAUUAUGCAUUUAUUUGGGUUAAACCACAUGCAGGCACCCCGGAGGUGUUGAAAUGGAUCCCAUCCGCCCUGCAAGAGCACCGUCUCGAAGUUGUCGCCUCCGGACACCUGAUGAUGGAAGAGGUAAUUGAAAAACAUCUUGUUGAUCAGCAGUAUAAUGCCCUUUAUCGCAACGCCAUGGGGCGGAGUGCGGCGGAGGUGCCUAUCUCUGCUAAGCAAAAGGUGGAAUUUGAGCGCACCUUUGGCAUCACUUGGAGCACCGCUCUAAAACUCCACAUGAUCAUCAACGCUGCAGCAGCUGAGGAAAUAAUGGGCGUUGUCGAAUUGUUGGAGGCUUGGAACAGGGCCACUCGCAAGGUCUGUCUUUCCGCUGAUCUUUAUGUGGCCUACCUCGAAGUGGAAGGCCUCUAUGUUAUCAAUGGGUUCUACCCCUACCUCCGUUCCCGCAUGUAUACCGGAUCCCGCAUCUAUUGGUAUGUGGUGAUGUGGGAUGGGGAGAUCAUGACAUGGGAUGAAUUCCAGAGGUAUGUUAUUGGUGGAGACGUUCCGGCCACGGCGGAGUCGGCCUCUCUGCGAAACUUGCUGUGGGCAUCGUGGGUAGAGUUGGGUCUGCCUCAGCAGCCUGACGGUGUUGACAACGGGUUUCAUGCCUCCGCUUCUCCAAUAGAGGGACUUGCAGAUCGCGUCGCAUGGCUUGGGACGAGUGUGGAGGACGAUGUCUUCGGACGGCUUCUCAUUCAGGGAGGGGUGAGCGCCGAGUACCUGCGCACUCUUUUGCGGAAUCCAUUGGUGCGCCACCGCGACGAGCCUGUAGACGCUGUGGGUGAUGUUUUUGAGAAGCUCUGCACGGAGAAUCCCCUUUUGAUUGCACAACUUGUUGGACUUCAGUCGACUGGCGGCAUGCAUCUCAUAUCUAAUCGCGCCUGCUCCGGUGCGGCAUUCUCUCGACCGCCCCUUUCCAGACAAGGGACACCCAUUGAGAAGACCAGCACGAAUAAGAACACCAACGAACCGGCGGUAGAGAUGGUGUGGCAAACUAAUGAAGCUGCAGGUGUCGUCUCUCCUCCUUCUCCUCCUGCCGCUGCCACCGCCACCAAGACACCCAGGCGCAACUAUGCGUUUCUCCUUGUAAAUCCCAAAUGUUUGUCUACUGAGGGAGAAGAGCUUACAACGGCUUACAUCACGGACUUUCUGCAGCGCCACAAGAUACGGGUUGAGGCAGGGGGAAGGGUAAGGGCCAUUGCGCCAGCACUGCGACAUGUGUGGGAAGAACUUCAAGCCGAUACUUUUAGAUACGCCGUGAAGCAGACACCUUCUCAAUAUGCUAUUGGCGGGGAUGCAAUUUCUGCUUUUGAAGCUGCCUUUGGCGAGAGCUGGGAUCCUGAAAAAAUUUGGAAUGCUCUGGAUACCGCUUUGGAGUUUAAUUUGUCUGCGCUGCGCCUGAAAGAAUUGUGGGAUGGCUGUGCACUGCGAAAACGAAUAGCACCUUUUCUCUACAUUGGGAAGAUGCGAGAUCGUGGUUUGUACCUUGUCAAUGGAUUUGCUCUCCACAGCACAGAGGUGUUUAACUUGUCAUCUACCAUAAAACGGUAUUUCUUGCUUUCAUGGGACGAUGCCGACGCUGACUACGCUCAAUAUCUACGUCAUUUCAUUGGCGAUUCAUAUGUGGAGCAGGCAGAGCCUGGCAGUCUGCAACGGCUGCUUUGCGAUGAUUGGAAAAACGCUGGACUAAAAUGCCCGCCUGAUCCUUUUGAAGGGGCUGUAAUGACAUCUACAAGUUCCCUGGAGGCCAUACAGCAGCGACAGCUGUGGCUCUCGUUGGGUUUGUUGCGAGAUCCAGUGGGCUGCUUUGCGGUGAGGCAGUUGGACGUUUCACCCUAUGUGUUGCGCUGGGCUGUGAGCAACCCCCGCUCAAGGCGAGGCGACGGGCUCUACUUGUUUGAGACAGUGCGUGGACAAGGCUCGGCGGAUGCACUGCAGCUACUUAAGGCUGAAGACACACGGCAUCGUGCUGCGCCACUACGCAACUCUGCUUUUGUGCUUGUUAAGAGUCACGCCCUGUGCCGUUCUUUUGCCAUGACAAUUGAGAUGGUGCUUUCAAAUGCAAAUGUGCGUAUCGAUGAAGAGGGGGAUUUAAGCGGUUUAGUUGUACGUGGGAGGGGACUUGUGCAGCACUUGUAUGCCACCGCAUCCAGGUAUGCGGUGCGUGAGGUAUCAACCAUCCGUUUGACCGAGGUGGAACGUGAGAGGGUGCGUCGGGAGCUUGGCGCUGAUUGGAAGGAGCUUCUGCGUGGGGGCGUCAUUGUGAACGCGUACCAGGCCCUGGAGGUGCUUGGUGGUGUUACGCCGCAGUAUCUUUACGGCUGUUGGAAAAGAUCCAGUCGGAAGUUAGUCAUUCGCCCGAAUUUUGUCGUUGCGGAGCUUUCGGAGUAUGGCAUCUUCGUUGUGAAUGGCUUCUUCCCGGAGUUGAAGAAUUCCCUUGAGUCCACCACCGCUCUGCUUCAUUGGUAUGUCGUCUCAUGGUGUGAAGAGGAGAUGAGUUGGCCCGCCUUUCUUGAUCAGGUCAUUGGGGAUGAUUGCCCGAGCGUCGCGGUGCCGCAAAGCAUUCGUGGACAGCUUUUUCAACGAUGGAGAGAGUACGGCCUUUCCAUGGAGCCGGAUUUACUGCACAACGGCAUCCAUGUAAGCGAGGGUGCGCUUCAGGCAAUGCGAGAUCGCACCAAAUCCCUUAACUGUCCGUUGAGCGAGGACUAUCUUGGCGAUGCGAUGUUACGCCACGGUGUGCCGGAGAGGAUUCUGCGUGUGUGGCUUGACAAUCCCGACGUCACUUCAGGCGGAGUUGAGGCAGGCGUGUUUGAACAUCUGCGGCACUGCGACACCUCGCGCCUGUUGAUGUUGCUGACUGCGCUUACAGAGGAGUUGCGCUGCGAGGAAAGCGACGGGACGACAGUACAGGCAGCCCGUAUUCCACUCGUAGAGAACAACGACGGCCUCACUGCACCACUUCAAGACGGCUCACAGGAGGGCCACACACGGGGAAUCGAAAACGACAACAACAAGAACGAGUCGGUCUUGGGAAAAUUUUUGGAUGAAGCGGAAGGGGCGCUUCUUUUUCGAAACACCGCCGUGAUUAUUUUGAAACCACACGCCUCCGAAAAUCUUGGAGUCAUGGCGCUGCUGGAGCGCAUCCUUACUGGAAACAACAUUCGCGUAAGACGGGAGCUCCGCAAGCGAAUUAAUCCCCGAAUAGUAGAUCAGCAUUUCUCUUCACCCAUGUACUACGCCAUGCAGAAGUACCACACGGCAUUCCCAGAGGUAACAGAGGAGGGUCGAGUGCGUUUCUACGAGGCCUUUGGAGAAGAGUGGGAGCACGCAAUCGCCUCUCAGCGUGUGAUGGGUGCCUUCAACGCCCUCAAGCUUUUUUCAAUGACCCCAUCCCAACUCUAUGUGAAGUGGUCACUGUCAGAACAAGGGCACGUGCAACUUGCCUUUGAUAUGGAGGUGGUGAAGUUCUAUGCGGAAGGUGUUUAUGUCGUCAAUGCAACUAUUCCUUUGGAGCGCGAAAGGAUGAUUCAGGUGGGGCAGGUUACGCAGGAUGUCCACUGCUAUUUGGUGAGUUGGGACCAGCGAGAGUGCAGUUGGCAGAAGUUUCUUUAUGAGGUUAUUGGCAAUACGGAUCCGGCUACUGCCGCAGAGAUUUCGUUGCGUGGUCAACUUUACAAUGACUGGGAGAAAUUUGGCCUACCAUCCAGGCCCAACCGCAUCGACAAUAUUGUUCUGGCAAGCUCUGGACCACUGCAGGCAUUCAUGGAGCGCGAGCUUUGGUGCAGUACGGCCGAUUUGGUUCCUGAUCCACUUGUUCGAGCCCUCUGUUAUGUCGACUAUGACUCCAGCCAACUAUUCGAAUGGAAGGAAAAUCCUCUAGUGCAAUACACAGGCAAAAAGCUGGGCAAACAUUCUGUGGCGAUGCGCAUGUUUGGUUUUACUCAUGAAAUGGACACAAGAGAGUUUCUCGAACUCAUGGCUGAGCAUGAUGGCUUUUUUGUUCCCACUGUCCCCCCGUGUGAGAUGGAGGAUGCGCAAGACCAGUCGUACGAGUCAUUCGAGAUGAAGGCUGACAGAACUGUAAAGAGGUCUGGAAAGAGGCAGGCCCAUCGUUCGGCCAAAACAUUGCCCUUCCGCAUGAGGGACGAGAGAUCGGUGGACUGGCUGCAGGAGGCGCUGUUGAAGGCGGACGAGGACGAUGUGGUGCGUCUGUGGGAAUAUUAUGGUGGCAUUGCAGAUCGAGAGGAGGAGGAGGAGGAGGAGGAGGGAGCAGCUGGUGCGUAUGCCGAUGAGUUGUUCUCCACCACGGGUCUGCAUCGAAGGCUGCGGGGGACGAUUAACGGUGAGGCCUUCCGGCGGGAUAUUGAGGCGCUGGAUUGCUUUGGGCUUCCGCUCUCCAGGUACAAGGUGAAAAAACUGUUUGAGGGCAUGGCGUGGCGUGGGGAUGGACGCAUAACACACGAGGAGUUCCGCGUGGCGAUGGCGGUACUGCAGCAGAUGUAG
Trypanosoma cruzi is the source of this 7554-nucleotide messenger RNA. RefSeq lists its product as uncharacterized. The transcript has a single exon. Bases 1 to 7554 code for a protein of 2517 amino acids. The record is from RefSeq and is a predicted model, not a curated record. NCBI's taxonomy places the organism in Eukaryota, Euglenozoa, Kinetoplastea, Trypanosomatida, Trypanosomatidae.